AUGGCCAAACACCACGAUCGCGCGGAAGGCGCCUCCGCAUCGUUCACAUCCAAUAACGACAUCGAGAUGCGCGACGAGAACGAGAAGCUUGCUCGGCUAGAUCACAGCAACAACUCCGAGGAGAGCGAACGCACAAAGGUGCCGGAAGAGAUGGAAAUGGGUGACGAACGCGAGAAUGCCGGUCUGCUGCCCGCCGAGACGGCUGAAAAGGUCGAGCCGAAGCGGCCUGCUUGGCUCGGCACCGUCCUGUGGACGACCAUCAACACCCUGGCGACCAUCGGCAUCGUGUUCACCAACAAAGCAAUCUUUUCCGACCCAUCCCUCAAGCUUGCGCAACUGACGUUCGCCGCGUUCCACUUCACCAUUACGUGGUUUACGCUCUAUGUCCUGUCGCGUCCCCGGUUCGCCUUCUUCCAACCCCGCCGUGUCACCAUCACAGAGAUCAUGCCGCUGUCUGUUGCCAUGGCCCUUAACGUCAUCCUGCCCAACUUGUCUCUCGCUUUCUCCUCGGUGACGUUCUAUCAGGUGGCCCGCAUCCUGCUGACCCCGACCGUGGCCGCGAUGAACUUUGUCCUGUAUCAGCAGAAGCUGCCUCGCCUUGCCUUGGCUGCCCUAGUUCCGGCCUGCCUCGGUGUCGGCAUCGUGUCCUACUACGAUUCCCUGCCGGCGGCUGACGCCAACGUCAAGACAACCUCCUCGCUUGGCAUCAUCUUCGCCUUCUCCGGCAUCUUCGCAUCAUCUCUGUACACGGUCUGGAUUUCAAGUUUCCACCGCAAGCUGCAAAUGUCCAGCAUGCAGCUGCUGUUCAACCAGGCCCCGGUCUCUGCAUUCCUGCUGCUCUACGUCAUUCCGUUCAUUGACACUUUCCCGACCUGGAGCACUGUCCCUGUCAGCCGCUGGGUGAUGAUCCUGAUGUCCGGUGCCUUUGCUUCGCUGAUCAACAUCUCCCAAUUCUUUAUCAUUGCCCAAACUGGUCCGGUCUCAAGUACGGUUGUUGGCCAUCUCAAGACUUGCACCAUCAUUGCCCUCGGCUGGGCCACUUCUGGUCGUUCGGUCGGUGACAAGUCUGUCUUGGGUGUUUUCAUUGCCGUCGGCGGCAUCAUUGCUUACUCCUAUGUCAUGAUCAAGGAAAAGCAGAAGGCCGCGGCCCUUGCUGCCAGAGGCCAGUAA
This is a messenger RNA of Sporothrix brasiliensis 5110, 1170 nucleotides long. RefSeq names its product solute carrier family 35, member E3. Gene Ontology annotation, cellular component: Golgi apparatus. NCBI's taxonomy places the organism in Eukaryota, Fungi, Ascomycota, Sordariomycetes, Ophiostomatales, Ophiostomataceae. Gene Ontology annotation, molecular function: antiporter activity. The record is from RefSeq and is a predicted model, not a curated record. Bases 1 to 1170 code for a protein of 389 amino acids. The transcript is spliced from 3 exons.